This is a messenger RNA of Vittaforma corneae ATCC 50505, 528 nucleotides long. RefSeq lists its product as uncharacterized. The transcript has a single exon. Gene Ontology annotation, biological process: proton transmembrane transport. Lineage: Eukaryota; Fungi; Microsporidia; Nosematidae. The coding region runs from base 1 to 528 and encodes 175 amino acids. Gene Ontology annotation, molecular function: proton transmembrane transporter activity. The record is from RefSeq and is a predicted model, not a curated record. Gene Ontology annotation, cellular component: proton-transporting two-sector ATPase complex, proton-transporting domain.
AUGAAAUGGAUCAUUCUGUCCGCUCUUUUGAUUUCUUUACUCACCCUCCUUUUCAUCCCCCCAAAAAACCUAGGCUAUGCUGGCAUUGUCUACUGUUUUCUACUGAGUUCCCUUGGGGCUUCCCAGGGCAUUUGGACUAUUUCAAACUAUGUUGCUGGCACCUCAAUCAAGUAUCCCAGGGUAGGCACCAAGUCGAUCCUUGGGACUGUCGUCUGCGAGGCCAAUUUCCUUUCAGGAAUAAUUCUUUGCGUAUUGAACUUCAACACUCUCAGAUACACGUCCAAUCUGUCAAACGCCAGCCACUACAUCCUCUUCUGUUCCAGUCUAUUUGUUGGGCUGUGUUCUUUUUUCAGUUCCAUAGCCACUGGUCUUAUUUGCGCUGUCAUAAGUAUGAUGGACGCAAAGGAUGAGUUGCUAUUCUUUAAAGUCGUUAUACUUGAGGUUAUUCCUGCAUCGGUGGGGCUGAUCGGAUUUAUACUUGGGAUAGUAAUGAGUUCAAAAAGUACGUUAAUAUUAGAUACUAAAUGA